Molecule: messenger RNA, 2538 nt
Organism: Malassezia globosa CBS 7966
Lineage: Eukaryota; Fungi; Basidiomycota; Malasseziomycetes; Malasseziales; Malasseziaceae
Exons: 1
Coding region: 1-2538 (845 amino acids)
Molecular function (GO): nucleic acid binding
Source: RefSeq, a predicted model, not a curated record
AUGCGACCUGUACAGCCCAUUUUUGUCGGUGCAGACAUGGAUGCGACCGGUACAUCUGUGGCGUAUGCUACAUACACGGGGCCAAAUGAAGCGUGGAACAGCGCGCAGCUAACAAGCGACACAGAUCGUUGGCCUAUUCAUAUGGCUCGUCGUGCACCUCUCGGACCGGCGGCACUGCGUCGUCGUGCUGAGUUGCGUGGCACGAUUACUGCGCUUCAAUGGCUUGCACAAGCACCGCUUCAGCCAGCAUGUGCUCAUGUGUGUGUGAGUAGCGCGUAUGUGGCCAAGGCGUGGGGUUCUUGGAUCCCUCAAUGGGAUGCGCAUGGCUGGCCUGGCGAAGAUUCGGAUGCUCGUUUGCGAACGAUGCGUCGCGGGCUGAUGGUCGAUGACAAUGCAGCAAUGCAGCGCAGUGGCCUCCCGCACACACCAUUGCGCCAACAAAAGCAUCUUUUGAGUAUGGAGUCUCCGACCGCUAAAGGAGCUGACCCCGAUGGACAUGGAGCUGGUCCAUCUGGCGCGCUGCGGCGCUCUAACCGGCGUCUCGUAGAUGAGGAUCUUUUGCGAGAACUGGCCGCUCUACGCACGCGUUUGGCUGAGAUCGAUGCGCAGGGCGGUGUGCGUGUGUAUUUGUACCAAAUUGAAGCUCAGCACAAUCCAGCCGAAUCAUUGGCCAUUCGUUGUGUCAUGAUCGAUGCACCUGAAAUGGAGCCGUCCUUGUCGGCUUGCCAGGACGAUGUUCCGAUCACACCUCAAGCGUACGAGCCUAUGCGAGUGGUCUCACCCCCGCGUCUUAGAGUUCAAGAUUCACGCAAAGCCAUUCCAUCGCCCGUGCCGGAUGAUGUAUUUUUACGUUCACCAUCUCCGCACGCAUUUCAGAAACGUUCGCCCUUACUUACGACACCUAGUAAGUUGACAACGCCGCAUCCUUAUACAACGCCAUCCUCGCCAGCGACUCACAGCCCAUCUAUGCUGAUGUAUUCGUCGCCGACUUUUUCUGCUUCACGAUCGAACUUGUUUCCAACUCCGCCCACGACGCAAUCGAGUCUUCCUCACGUAUCGCCCCUGCCACAUAUGACCCGUUCGAACUUGCUGUCUGCCGCUUCGCCCUCUUCACCACGAAAGAAUAUUCCUUCACCAACUCAACCAUGGCUACAAGGGCAGUCGCCGCAAAUCCAUCCACAGCAAAUUUAUUUGCAAGAGCCACUGCCAAGUCAGAGGCCUCCGUCGUCAAUGUCCCCGGCUGCACACAGGACUCAGCUGCCAUCAGAGAAGCCGGCUGACGUUUCUGAUGAGGCGAUACGUGCCGCUAGUCCUGCGCCAUCGAGAGAGGAGGCAUUGACAAAACCGCUUACGGCCGAGGCACUUCGUGAGCAUAAUCGUAAAACAGGAAGUGGCAGGUUUUUUCGUCGCCAGGCCCGCAGUACACGUUCAAGUGUUAAAUCUGACGGUGCUCAAUCAUUUAUCCAUCGUUGGGCAUUAAAGUUUCUUCGAAAGUCCCGAAGUCAACGAAACCUCCGGACAGAAGAGCGGCACGCUGCAUCGCCCAGACUUGGCUCAGGGGUUGAGCCGAGCACAAACCUAGCCGCAACCGGUACCACAGAUGCUCCUACGCCCCCCACACAAGCCCGUGCCAUGACGACAGGUGCACCUGCACCUGCACCCGCACCCGCACCUGCGCUUGGCGUCGCAUCUAGUUCUACGGCCGCAUCUUCGCCGGCGAUGGGAUCUGCACCUGCACCCCGGCUACGAGCCUCGGCGUCGCAACCUGCGAUGGGUCGUCGGAGCCAACAAGGGCCUAGAGACAACGGGCUCAGUACCACGACACCGGACACCUCUAAGCCACGCGUGCUUGUACAGCCCCCACAGGAUAAUGAAUUACAGAGACAAAAAGAUUUGCUCGCGCAGCGCGAUGCUGAGCUUGCUCGUCGCGAAGAUGCACUUGCACGCAAAGAAGUCGACAUGGCGCGCCUGCGUUUCGAGUGGGAGAACAGGCGCCCGUUCAUCACGCCAAGCAAGGGCCAUUCCGUGCAUGUAUCUGAUGAUGAUGACGACGAGGAUGAGCCUGUGCCAGAUGACAACGAAUGGUUGUGGCAAAGCAACCUCAACCGUACUCCGCGGCUUAUGUCCGCAGACCUCGAUGACGAGACUGAUUCUUUCAAUCUGCAGUCGUACCAGCGUUCGAUGAACACAGAAGCUUCGCGCCUGAAAGAGGCUACGUCCAUGCCGCAACCUGAUUUGUUUGCUUCAAGAGAACUUGCUACUGCAGAAGAUUCUCCCCAACUCCUCACACGUGGAUCGCAGUGGGUUUUGUAUGAAGAGAGCCAAAAUCAACGACUCCAGCAGCGACGUGCUCCUCCAAAAAUUCAAACACCUCCACGCCAACCUGCUGAGGAUUGUCUGGGAUUGUAUGUCGACGGCGACGGUUUUGGCAGCUCAACCUCCUUGCGUAAGUCGUCUCCAUAUGCUCGUCACAUCAUGCAGAAGCGGUCACAAGGGCAUUAUCCCUCCUCCGAGUCUGAUGAUAGCUCCUUUUUGUAG